Dissoconium aciculare CBS 342.82 is the source of this 5071-nucleotide messenger RNA. RefSeq lists its product as uncharacterized. The record is from RefSeq and is a predicted model, not a curated record. The coding region runs from base 360 to 4868 and encodes 1502 amino acids. The transcript is spliced from 3 exons. Gene Ontology annotation, cellular component: chromatin; Sin3-type complex. Gene Ontology annotation, biological process: negative regulation of transcription by RNA polymerase II. NCBI's taxonomy places the organism in Eukaryota, Fungi, Ascomycota, Dothideomycetes, Mycosphaerellales, Dissoconiaceae. Gene Ontology annotation, molecular function: transcription corepressor activity.
UGCAAAGCAGCACACUUACCACGCGACGGUUAUCACCUGAACGGCUCUCCACCUCUUCCGUCGUCGAAGCACCAACAACACCAUCUUUUCAUCACCGCUAAUAACACAACCGGCUCCGCCCUGUUUGACGCUCGACCAGGUUCGCCGCGCAAAAGCGCAGCGUUUGAUUGCGCAAGUCCGGCGAAAGCCACAUGCUCCGAGAUACAAAUACCAGCCACAGAAGGAAAUUUAGCAGUAUCCGACAUCAGAUCAGACCAGAAAUCCUGCAUGUCUGAAGAUCGAUUCGUCCGCGCCCAAAAAUAUUUCACAAGUCUCCUGGCGAUAAAGGACCUACGUCGAGGCUGAUACUAUCUAAACCGAUGGACCCCCAUCGCGGUUGGUCGCAUCAGCCUGCUGGUGGGCCGGAGCAGCGUGCUGGCGCAUUCGGAUCGAAUGUACCGCCUCACCCGAAUCAGCACUCGCCGCCAACCACUGCUAGUGGUUCUUCCCACCCGGGCGCGUCAUACUCAUCAUACCAUCCCUCCCAGCAUAGCCUUGCCAACUUGGCAGGUAUCAGCCAGUCGUCCCCACGACAAGGUCAGAUCCCUCGCCCUGAUAUGCAGUCUCUACAUCCUCCUGGAACGGGUUAUACUCUUCCAGGUAUUGGCCAAGACCGAGACCGGGAUCGAGCGCGUGAGCUCGAGCACCUACACAUGCAGGAAGAGGAGGAGCGAAGACAUCGAGAAGAGAGACAGCGGGUCGAGCAAGGGGCACAAAUGCAGGCGCAGCAAGGCCCUCCCACUCACAUCCAUCAGCCUGUGGCUGUCGGGCCACGUACUGUUCAUGGUCCUAACGGUUUGCUCGGCAACCCGGGUAUGACAGGUCCGCUUUCGCAUUCGCAAAUCGGUGCUCCUUCAGCACCAGUGCCUGGAUAUGGCAAUGGUCCGCUUCCAGGGCAUCCGAUGCCCAGUUUACAGCAUGGACAACCAUCUCUAUCCGGGUCAUAUAGCUCCAAUUCUCAAGCGCAACCUGCGUCGCAACCCCAGCCACAACCACAGCAGCCCAUUUUGAAUGACGCUUUGAGCUAUUUGGAUCAGGUGAAAGUACAGUUUGCGAACGAGCCGAACGUGUACAACAAUUUUUUGGACAUCAUGAAGGACUUCAAGUCAGGGCAAAUUGACACGCCAGGCGUCAUCAACCGAGUGAGCACUUUGUUUGCUGGCAAUCCGGACCUCAUUCAAGGCUUCAACACGUUCCUCCCUCCAGGUUACCGCAUCGAGUGCGGUGCUGGGGAUGACCCGAACACCAUUCGCGUGACAACUCCCAUGGGAACUACCAACUUUACCAUGCCACCCGUUCCGGUCCGUGGAUCAAUGACUUUAGAUGUCCAGGAGCGACCUUCGAAUGGUUCAUAUACACCACAACCGGCACCGCAAGCAGCAGGGAUUUUGUACAGCCCAAGCGGCCGGCCAGUGGCUGCCGGACAACCUCAAGGCUUUAUGCCCACACCAGAUGCUCUCCGGCAAGCAGAGACUCUCGGUCAAUCCGAACAACGCGUUGCAAACUCACUACAGAAUGCGGUGUCUGCUGCUUCUACUGGGGCGCCUCCUCGUGCUGGCAUGUCGCCACAUCCGCCACCUUUGAACGUGCAAGAGUCCGCCGCUGGUUCUUCGCUAGACGCCCAAGCUCAAGGACAGUCUGGCGCGGAACGUCGCGGCCCUGUCGAGUUUAACCAUGCCAUAAGCUAUGUCAAUAAAAUCAAAACACGCUUCGCUGCACACCCGGACAUUUACAAGCAAUUUUUGGAAAUCCUGCAAACUUAUCAGCGCGAAUCAAAACCCAUCCAAGACGUCUACACUCAAGUAACACAUUUGUUCAAGACAGCUCCAGAUCUUCUUGAUGAUUUCAAACAAUUUUUGCCGGAGUCUGCGGCUCAAGCCAAAGCUGCUGAACGCGCACGCCUGGCUGAGGAGAAUCUUCCUAUUUCCAACGUGCGCGGUGAUCCCGCACCAGCAUAUGGCAGCCCGGUUAUGUCUCGUGAGCCUCAUGUCGGCACCCCAGUCCAUCGAGGCGGCCUUCCACCGGUUGGAAAUUUUGCACCUACAUCUGUCUCGAAAGACAAUAAGCGCAAGCGUGUUGAUCGCCCCGACCCUGGCGCUACCCCAGAUGUUGGUCCCGGACCCAGCGCAAGCAAGGUUUUGCCCACUGGACAAUCUGGGAAACGCACAAAGACCAUUCACAGUGCUCCGAAAGUGUCCAGCGAGGUCGCAACAUCGCCUACAUUGGUGCCGGCUUUGCCAAUGCCGAUUGAGCCCACAACGACAUCGGCUGCUACGAGCGAAGAGCUGGCCUUCUUUGACAAGGCUAAAAAGGUCAUCAGUAACAAGAAUGUCAUGAAUGAGUUUCUCAAGCUGUGCAACCUGUUUGCGCAAGAUCUCAUCGAUCGAUCAACAUUGAUGCAUCGUGCACGAACUUUCCUCGGCGCCAGCCCUGAUCUGCUGAAGUGGUUUUCUGAAUGGGUCGGCUAUGAUGAACGUGACAUACUAGUCGAGAAUAAGCCACGAAUCCCUCCUGGAAGGGUGACGCUGAGCAAUUGCCGGGGUCUUGGUCCGAGUUACCGUCUCCUGCCCAAGCGAGAGCGCCAAAAAGUUUGCAGUGGUCGCGACGAGCUUUGUAAUCAGGUCCUCAACGACGAAUGGGCUUCGCAUCCUACAUGGGCGUCUGAGGACUCCGGUUUCAUCGCUCAUCGCAAGAACGUCCACGAGGAGGGCCUGCACCGUAUCGAAGAAGAGCGCCAUGACUAUGAUUACAACAUUGAGGCGUGCAGCCGUACGAUCCAGCUGCUUGAACCUAUCGCUACUCAACUCCGACGCAUGGAUGAUGCUGCUGUUCACAAAUACAAGCUUCCGCCGAAUCUUGGUGGACAAAGCGAAAUGAUAUACAAGCGUGUGAUCAUGAAGCUGUACGGACGAGAGAAGGGCCAAGAAGUGAUCGAAUCAUUACAUCAUCGGCCGUACCAAGUCAUUCCCGUUCUGUUGAAUAGACUGAAGGAACGGCUCGAAACCUGGAAGAUAGCUCAACGUGAGUGGGAAAAGAUCUGGCGUGAACAGACACAAAAGAUGUUCUGGAAAUCUUUGGACCAUCAAGCUGUUUCAUUAAGACUGAGUGAGCGCCGGCAGUUCCAGACCAAGACGCUGCAGAGUGAGAUCCAGGUCAAAUACGAAGAGAUGAAGCGCGCCAACAACGCGACCCCGGGAGUUCUACGCAACCCGCAAAUGGAGUUUGUCGUGGAGGAUGCCGACGUUGUGGUGGACGCUACAUACCUUAUCUUGCGACACAUUGAUGAGGCAUUCUCGACAGAUCACCCGCGAUUAUCCGGCUUUGUCCGCGAUUUCAUUGCAUUGUUCUUUGGUCUGCAUACGGAUCUCUUCCGCGAGAGGAUAGAGGAAAAGUUGAACCGUUCGCCGCAGAACGAAUCCGUAGAUGACGUCGUGUCUGGUGGAGAAGAAACCUCUUCGGCCAAGACUCAAAAGGCUCCGCUCAAGACCGGGAACUUGCUACGUGCAGCUCUAGGCCGUGGUAGGAAAGCCGGGCGCCGAGAGCGCGAGGAAAGUCAUGCAUCCGGCAGUCGCGCGACGACCCCUGAGGUCUCCUCCAACGCUGACGACGAUAUGGUCGUCGACGGUCAAGACGAUUCUGAGCUCCUACAGAAUUCCAACCCUUCCCGAUGGCUAGACCACCCCACUACCGGAAACAGGCAUGGAGCACAAGAUGUCAACCCUCAUGAACCUCAGAAACGAGAGUCAUACCGCUUUUGGGCCAACACCACAAUCUACUGCUUCCUUCGAUUGUUCAUCACCUUUUACGAACGCCUUCUGAAGCUCAAACUCGCCGAGGCGAGCGUACGCGAGACGGUGCUCAAUGGACAGAUGGCGAAGCCGGCAGUAGAGUUGGGCAUCGUGGACAAAGUGCCUCUGGAUUUCUUCGAGGAUACACGCCCUGAUGCAGACUACUACGCUCAGAUGCUAAACAAGUUCGACUCGUGCUUGCAGGGAGGUGUCGAGUUUGCAGAGAUUGAAGAUUGUCUGCGUCGGUUCUACCUGCAAUCCGGCUACACUCUCUAUGGCUUUGAAAAGCUCGUGGCCACACUGGCCCGCACCGCGGUGCAGGUCAUGAACAGCGAGGCCAAAGACAAGUCAGCCGACAUCUUUCAGGCUUUUAAGAAAGACCGUAUCAAGCCUUUGGUCACGGCACAGCAACAGACGGAUUAUCGCAAAGCCGUUGAAAAGAUGAUCAAGGACGCAGAGCUUUAUCGGAUUGACUUUGAGCCGGCUUCAAGUAAAGUCAAAAUAUACCUUGCCAAGAAGGACAUACUCAUCAGCGACGAGAUCGAUGCGGAGAACCGCUGGCGCUAUUACAUUGCGUCAUACACUUCACUCGAUGACACAGACGGCGUCGACGUGACUCGCACCAAGACAGUAUUUCUGCCGAGCACCCAUGGGAUCAGUCCUGGAUCCGACGCCGCAUUACCCAGUCAGGAGGAAAUUGUAGCUGAGCGGAACCGCAUGUUCGAUGUGAAGAACGAGGAGAAACUCAACAUUCGCAUCGCGGUCAACAACUAUCGUGCCUUCUUCCAGAUCGGCACGCAAGAAGGCUUCCAUGCACUGCCAGCAGAACGCGCCAACGACAUCGAGUCGGCAAAACAAGCCCUGGCGUAUCAUGAGAAUUUCAUCAGGGAGAAAUACAUCAUCAAUGCUAGUGGCAUAGAAGGGCUGGGUGACGCAGAACUAGCAAGUAACAAUGCUGCGUUCGACGCAUUGAUUGGAGGCCAACCCGAAACUGCUGGGGGCACAGGAUCCCAAGGUGGAGAAAUGGAGGUUGAUGGUUGACUUUAGGAGAUUGCUUGCUUUACGCGCCUUUCUUGGUUCUCUUGUAUUCCUUCACUUUUACGCCCCUGUAUGAGAAGCUGCUUGCGGGAGCGUCAUAUUGCUUUGUUUUUGACUGCUCUCGCUAGUAUCGCUGAUAUUUUUUGUAUGAAGAAACACAGUACAUCCGAUAUGCAGACUCGUUGCUGAUGUAGACACGCUGAAUC